Thecamonas trahens ATCC 50062 is the source of this 912-nucleotide messenger RNA. Its product is annotated as high-mobility protein. The record is from RefSeq and is a predicted model, not a curated record. The transcript is spliced from 2 exons. The coding region runs from base 22 to 834 and encodes 270 amino acids. NCBI's taxonomy places the organism in Eukaryota, Apusomonadida, Apusomonadidae.
CACACUCUCUACCAAGCAAGAAUGACCAAGAAGUCGCGGGAUCCGGCCAAGCCCAAGCGGGCGCUGACGGCGUACCAGUACUUUUGUGCCGACCACCGCGAGCGGGUCAAGGAGGCGAACCCGGAUGCCAAGCACACCGAUAUGUUUGGCCUGCUCUCAAUCGAGUGGAAGAAGGUCAAGCCUGGAGUGCGGGGCAAGUAUGAUGCGCUUGCUGCGGCCGACAAGGAGCGGUACGACGCCGAGAUGGCGGCGUACGUGCCGACGGAGGGCUUUGAGAGGUCCGGCAAGCCGAAGCGCAAGGCGGGCGCCACCGGGCCCAAGCGGCCACUCAACGCAUACCAGGUGUACUCGAAGCGUCAUCGCGAUCGUGUGACUGCCGCCAACCCAGACGCCAAGCAUACCGAGAUGUUUGGCCUGCUCUCAGAGGAGUGGAAGAAUGCGUCCGAGACCGAGCGUGAGGCGUGCAAGGCCGAGGCCGCCCGCCUCCGUGCAGAGUACGAGAUCGCCCGCGCCCAGUGGCAGGAGGAGCACCCUGAGGAGCUCCACGCCAACAAGAAGGCCAAGACGGGCCGCCGCAAGACCAAGGACCCGAACGCGCCCAAGCGCCCGUCCACGGCCUACCAGCUCUACUCGCGCGCCCACCGCGCCCGCGUCUCGGCCGCCAACCCGGAUGCCAAGCACACCGACAUGUUUGGCCUCCUCGCCGAGCAGUGGAAGACGUGCCCGCCUGCCGAGCGUGCCCAGUACGAGCAAGAGGCCGCUACGCUCCGCGCCAACUACAUCGCUGCCAAGAAGAAGUACGAGAGCAGUGGCGGUAUGGGCUCUGACGAGUAGUGUGUGUGUGGCAUGCGCUUGACUUGCUUGCUGCGCCUGCCGCGAUCGCGGCUGUUAAAUGUAGUCACUUGAGAGAGA